GCCCCACAUGGUGAUACUGAAGACCGAGUCUGGGGACCGUCUAGGCGGACUAUUGGGUGACGUACUAGACGCCCUGUCGCUGUCCCUGCGCUUCAACUACAGCCUUCAGCUGGCAGCUGACCGGGCGCUGGGGAAUCUGCUUCCCAACGGCACAGCCACGGGACUCAUCGGCCGCCUACAGCGAGAUGAGGCCGACGUGGCCAUGGGAAUGAUGGUUCCGUCGAACGAGCGCAACCGGGCGGCGCGGUACACGGCCGCCGUAUACUCGGACGAAAUCACCAUCCUGGCGGCCGUGCCGACGGACAGCGGGGCAGCGGGAUCCUUUGGAUUCCUCCGGGCAUUCGACAUGUCCGUGUGGCUGUGCCUGAUGGCGUCCCUGAUCGUGUGCUGCAUCUUCGUGGCCGCAGCCGACAACGAGCGGCGAGCUCAAGGCUUCCUACGGCGCUGGACGCACCAUUUCUUGUGCCUCCUGGGCAACCUCCUGCAGCAAGGGGGCUCUGGAGGCGAGGAUGUGCGCGGCCAGCGAUACGUGGCGGUGCGGUCGCUGCGCGUGGUGUGGUGGCUGUCGGCGUUGGUGCUGGCAUACGCGAUGGCGGGCCAGAUGAAGGCCUGUCUCUCCGUCCGCUCCGAGGCGUCGCGCAUCGAGAGCCUCGAUGACUUGGCUCACAGGCCUCACGUGCGGCCCUUGCUCUUCACGAACAGUAUUCUGGUGGCCAUGCUCAGCAGCUCAGAUCGUGCCGUGUGGCGCAGCGUGUGGCGCAUGGUCGAGCGCCACGCGGGCCAGGUGCCCAUCGACGAGCUCUACCGACCCGCCCACCUGGCACAGGUGGCCCGCGGGAAAGCCGUGGUGCUGUCGGACCGCACCAGCUUCCGCUACGUGGUGGGCCGCAGCUGCGCGCGUUACCCGCAGGCGCAGUUCUACGUGGCCCGCGAGCCCAUCAACACGCUCUCCUUCGGACUGUACGUCAACGCGCGGCUCGACCCACCUUUCCGCCGCGCCCUGGACCAGAGGCUUGGCUGGCUUCGCGAGUCCGGCCUGAUGGGCCUGUGGACAGAGCGCAUGCUUCCGGACUGGGGACGCUGCGCGCAGCGACAGAAGGGCUUCCAGCCGUUGGGCCUGAAAGACAUGAACGCCACCUUCGUGUCUGCGGCACUGUUGGGUUCCGUGAUUCCGUUCCUGGCGCUGGUGGCUGAAAUGUGCAUCAGUCACCGGCGGCAGCCGUCGACACUUCGGCGAACGAGACGUGGUCGCUUGUGGAAGUAG
Dermacentor albipictus is the source of this 1264-nucleotide messenger RNA. RefSeq names its product glutamate receptor ionotropic, delta-2-like. Gene Ontology annotation, molecular function: ligand-gated monoatomic ion channel activity. NCBI's taxonomy places the organism in Eukaryota, Metazoa, Arthropoda, Arachnida, Ixodida, Ixodidae. Gene Ontology annotation, cellular component: membrane. The record is from RefSeq and is a predicted model, not a curated record.